Messenger RNA from Loa loa (African eye worm), 1139 nucleotides. Its product is annotated as NEK/NEK8 protein kinase. The record is from RefSeq and is a predicted model, not a curated record. Bases 336 to 1010 code for a protein of 224 amino acids. Gene Ontology annotation, molecular function: ATP binding; protein kinase activity. The transcript has 7 exons. NCBI's taxonomy places the organism in Eukaryota, Metazoa, Nematoda, Chromadorea, Rhabditida, Onchocercidae. Gene Ontology annotation, biological process: protein phosphorylation.
GAAAAAUACUAAGUUGUGAUGGUGCCAACUUUUGUAGUUUGCCAAUUCAGUAGGAAUUAACAAAUUUACAUGGACGACUACGAGAAGAUUUCAGUAGUUGGACGUGGAGCUCAUGGCGUCUGUUGGCUCUGUCAACGUAAAGAUGAUAUUUUCCGACAAAAGGUCAUUAUCAAAACAGUGGCGUUGGAGGGACUGGCCCAAGAGGAACAGAAUGCUAUCAUGGGCCUUAUUGUACAAGUAUUCCAGGCGAAGUUACGCUACUGAAGCGCCUUCAUCAUCCCCAUAUUAUUGGAUACUAUGAGUCAUUUAAGACCGAAAACGCUUUUUCGAUUGUCAUGCAGUAUGCCGAGGGUGGAACAAUGGACAAAAUGAUUUCGGAACAAAAAGGAAUCAAAUUUGUUGAGAAUACGGUGCUCAGUUAUUUCACACAGGUUGCUAUUGGACUUGAAUAUAUGCAUUCCAAACAAAUACUUCAUAGAGAUUUGAAAACGCAAAAUAUUUUGUUAAAUAAAAAACGAACUAUUGUUAAAUUGAGUGAUUUCGGAAUUAGUAAAGAGUUAUCAACAAGAAGUUUAGCAUCGACGAUUAUUGGCACACCGAAUUAUCUUUCUCCAGAAAUCUGUGAAGGCAGAGCGUACAAUCAGAAAAGCGACUUAUGGGCUUUGGGUUGUGUUUUAUAUGAACUUGCUGAAUUAAAACGAGCAUUUGAUGGCGAAAAUCUACCAUCAAUCGUCAUGAAAAUCACAAAAGGGAAACAUAAUCCAGUCUCUGAACACUGGAGUGAUGAUUUGAAGAGGUUGGUCAGUUCCAUCCUGGAUGUUAAUGAAAACAAAAGGCCUCUUCUCAAAGAGAUUCUUACAUGUCCUUUGAUCUUGCCCGUUUGUCUGGCAAUUAAUUUGGAUCUUGGUGCGUUACCAUCUUCGCCGCCUAAAAAAACUCGUCAAAUUGCUUCCUCGAAUAGUAGUAUUUUGCGCACACAACCUGUAGCAGUGAAAGCUAUAGCUUAUUAAACAGGUGAAAUUCGUGAAGUUGUGGCAAGCACAGUAUAAAUUAUGUGUCUUCGUUCGGAAACUGAUGAUAAGCCGAUUCUUAUUUUUAUUUUGUAUUAACAAGUUGUAAGGAUAAACAAGGUGUCGCAC